Molecule: messenger RNA, 5873 nt
Organism: Neolamprologus brichardi
Lineage: Eukaryota; Metazoa; Chordata; Actinopteri; Cichliformes; Cichlidae
Gene: kcnab2a
Product: potassium voltage-gated channel subfamily A regulatory beta subunit 2a
Biological process (GO): regulation of potassium ion transmembrane transport; transmembrane transport; regulation of action potential
Cellular component (GO): cytoplasm; voltage-gated potassium channel complex; juxtaparanode region of axon
Molecular function (GO): voltage-gated potassium channel activity; potassium channel regulator activity; transmembrane transporter binding
Source: RefSeq, a predicted model, not a curated record
UCUCACUCCUGUGUGCACCGUGCUGCUUUAUGCUCAGCACAGGGCAUACAGAUGUAAGUUUAAUCCAGGCAACAGUGAGAGGUGAAUAUGAGGUUGCCCUUUUACUAACAUGCAGUAGUAUUGAGUCGAAUAUGCAUCAGCCAGCGUAAUUGCCGAGGCGGACCUAGAAGGAAAGAUGAAAACCUCCUGGAUCUGUGUGUCGUGUUUUAGUCUUUCAAUCUCUCUGUGUGGAUCUACGCGUUGCCACUCUUAAAGCUUGGCACCAAGAGGUGCAAUCUUUAGCACUAAGCUCAGUUUUAAAAAGGAAAUUCCAAGACUGUGAAUCUGCCUGCAAGCUUCUGAUUGAUAGAAAAGGCAAGAAGAAGACACCCAAGACAAUCGAGGAGAAACUUAGUGGGGAAUCAGCGUUUUUCUUUUUUCUUUUUUUUCUUUUUUUUCUUUUAAUUUUUUUAUUACUUUAAAAGAAAUUGUUGCUUUAUCAACUGCAUUGUGUCCGACUUGAGUUUCAUGUCUAAAGUCUGCAGGGACUGCAGGUUUCUAUAAUGUUUUGCUUGAAUUUGGACUUCGUUUGCCAGGACUUCAUUUUCACCUGAUCAGCAAUCCAUCACCAUUUUCACACAUUUUCUUUGCCCUCCCACCCCUUGUACCUUUUGUUUUUGUUUUUUCUGCAACAUUUUGUGCUGGACAGUCACUCUAGAGACUGGGCAGUGAUUUCUUGCAGAGGCGCAGUGUGAAGCUCGAUUCUUGUGAGUGAACAGUCUCACAUUCCCAAGAGGAUCCUUGGGCUCUGCACCUCUUGGUGUUUUCCUCUCCUUAUUCAUAAAGAGGAGAGUUUAAUUAGGGAAUCUGCAGUUGGGACAGUCGGCCAGAAGCCAGAAUGCAGGUGUCAUUAGUGUGCACGGAUCAUCGUGGAGGGGUAAGCCGCAACACGGAGGACCGGCUAAAUCGACAGAAUGCCAACAGCCCCAGCACAGGCACCCGCAGCAAGUUCAGAGCAGUGGCGAUGGUGGCUCGGAGUCUUGGACAACUCUCUGUGCAGAGUGUGCCUUCCUCCAGCGAGCAAAGUGUGAAGACUGGCAUGAAGUAUAGAAACCUCGGGAAGUCGGGCUUGCGGGUAUCCUGCCUUGGAUUAGGAACAUGGGUGACGUUUGGCGGACAGAUAACAGAUGAGAUGGCAGAGCAGCUGAUGACUCUGGCCUAUGAAAAUGGCAUCAAUCUGUUUGACACAGCGGAGGUCUACGCUGCUGGCAAGGCAGAGGUGGUGCUCGGAAACAUCAUAAAGAAGAAAGGAUGGAGACGUUCAAGUUUGGUGAUAACAACAAAGAUCUUCUGGGGUGGAAAAGCGGAAACUGAAAGAGGUUUAUCCCGAAAACACAUUAUAGAAGGUUUAAAAGCCUCUUUAGAAAGACUGCAGUUAGACUACGUGGAUGUGGUUUUCGCGAACAGACCGGACCCUAAUACACCAAUGGAAGAAACGGUUCGAGCAAUGACCCAUGUGAUAAACCAAGGCAUGGCCAUGUACUGGGGAACAUCCCGCUGGAGCCCGAUGGAAAUAAUGGAAGCGUACUCUGUUGCGAGACAGUUCAACCAGAUUCCCCCCAUCUGCGAGCAGGCAGAGUACCACAUGUUCCAGAGAGAGAAGGUGGAGGUGCAGCUACCUGAGCUGUUCCAUAAGAUAGGUGUGGGGGCCAUGACGUGGUCUCCGCUGGCCUGUGGGAUCAUCUCAGGGAAAUACGAUGGCAGGGUCCCUCCCUACUCGCGGGCCUCCCUUAAGGGCUACCAGUGGUUGAAGGACAAGAUCUUGAGCGAGGAGGGCCGGCGUCAGCAGGCGAAGUUGAAAGAGCUGCAGGCAAUCGCGGAGCGGCUGGGCUGCACUCUGCCCCAACUCGCCAUCGCGUGGUGCCUACGGAACGAGGGGGUGAGCUCUGUCCUUUUAGGGGCGUCCAACACCGACCAGCUGAUGGAGAACAUAGGAGCGAUCCAGGUUCUUCCAAAGUUGUCGUCAUCCAUCACACACGAGGUGGACAGCAUCCUGGGGAACAAGCCGUACAGUAAAAAGGACUACCGCUCCUAACGCGUGGCACGGCCCCGCCCGGCAGGGCUGCACCCGGCCUGCAGCCGCAGUGCCCCACCUUUGCCUGAUCCUCUGUUUGCUUGAGCUUUUACUGAGUGAGACCCUGGCGCAUGAGUCUGGCCACACCAAGGCCACGCAGGGCACCUCAUUUAGAGUUACAGGGAUAAGAUAAGAAAAGGGGGAAAAAAUACAGUCACCUCCACUGGAAAUGACAGGAUUGACAAAGAAAGACACAAACAUGGAAAAAGAGAGGUUAGAGAUAUGCGCUCAUAUUUAAAUUAGUUAUACAUUCAAUUCAGCUGAACGUAUUUUAAAACUAUAGAGAAAAAUACAUUUAUUAAAAAAAAUAAAAUAAGCACACGCUUGCUUGGCAGCCAGAUUUUUUUUUCCUUUCUAUUUUUCUUUCUCUCUUUUUAAAACCGAAUACAACUAAAAGGAAGAUGAAAUUCAUGCUGUAUGAAUACACGAGAACUAUUGUUGCACAUGUACCAUAGCCAUGCAUUCGUUGUUUGGACGUUCUGUUUACAAACACCUGUGUACUGUCCAAAUCCGUCAAGAUUUCUCUGAAAGUGUUGUCGACAUUACAGCCUCCUCACGGGCUUCAAUCAGCACUUUUUAGUACUGUCAGUAAAGGUGUUGGAAGGCAGUUUCAAAGAGGAGAGAGGAUGGGUAUUACAACAGUCUUAUCUCACAGCCAUUGCACUAUAGAAUCACAUCGCCUCUUCAUGAUUCCCUCUCUUCAUCCUCUGUUUCUUCACUGGCAGUGCGUUUGUCCAGCCUAAUGCUCCGAUGCUCCUCCUGUGUAAGCGUGGCUCUGAAGUUCUGAAGUCAUCAGGGCUUCCGUCCUUACAGUGAACCACUCACCACGAUGGAGCUUAGGAGCCAGGCUGAUGUGUCUGGGCAACUUGCGUGCCACUGAAGAGAUGAGCAGUUUAUUCCUCCCUAACAGCAGGAACUGCAGUCGUGUUAUAUCAAGCGCAGCGGCCUGCUUCACUGUGCUUCCCGGCCGCUUUUCUCGCUUUUUUCAGGCUGAGGAUUUUGGCGUGCAGGGAACGUUCAUAUCAGUGUUGGCUCAACAUCUCAUGGAAACUUCUCCUCAAUCAAAUUCAGUUCAAGUAUUUUGCCUUAUUUAGAGUUGCAUCAAACUGUGCUUUGGGCUUGUAGACGAGCAGCUCGACACCUGUCUCUCUGCGCUGGUCAUGUGUCCCCGGUAUAAACUGGACCGCUGAGUGGUGGAAGUGGUGUUUGUUGCUCCCUGACUGGGGGGGAAGGAGUCGUGUCUGCUUAAUCGGUGAGUGGCAGCAGCUCAGGGAACGGAGCAGGCAGUUUCAGUCGUGUGUUGGCGUGCACAAAGUCAGAGGUUGUAUUUAGUCAUCUGUUUUUCUCUCAUGUGUGGACACUUUAGUGUGGCUUGAGCCAAAGAUCAUCUUCUUCUUUUCUUUCUUUCUUUCUUUUAGAAAACAACCCAACGUUUCACUAUUACAAGAUUAUAGAAAUCAUCUUGACGCAUGUGCUGUCCAGCUUGUAAUCUAUCUAUGGUAUGGACUUUACUCCAUAAUAUAUCUUUACUUGACCGAACUGUUACACUAGUUAACAAGUAUGUCCUUCAUAUACAGAAUGCGUAGUACAACUAAGUGCUUUAGGAUCGGUAAGGUUUGUUUCAGGCGGCAGACGCCCCGAGACACGUCAGAAGUAUUAUUGCAAACAUUUUGACAACGCCCUGUAUCAUUUGUUGUCCUUUGGGUGCUCUCUUACUGUGAUUAAAGCACAAGUGGAAAGCAUGUUACAUCUUCUAAGCAUGGACCCUCUUCACCCAGCCUACAGUACCUAUGGGACAAACAAGGUGAUGCUUUUCAAGCUUACUAACACGUGUAGAUAACAAGUCUUUGCUAACAGUUGAUAAACUGUUGAUUCUUAGAAGGAAAAAACAAGUGCAAAUUAACAUAACUUAUAUAAGUGUGAAUGAUAUGAAUGAGGUGAAGCUGCUCAGCUAGAGUGGAGGGGAUAAACAUCACUGUGUGGGGUUUGUGUGGAUGAGGUUUUGCUUGAGUAUUACUCCUAAACAACAGCAAAGUGAUUCAAGAUCUGCUGUUGAUCGAGUUGAUUGAGUGUGUGUGUGUGCGUGUGUGUUCAGGUGUGAGGGAUCGGGGGACAACUGAACUAAUCCCAUGCUGUUGUAUUAGUUGAUCCCUGAAUACGGCUGAUUUGCCGUGUCUCUUGUAAGUCUGAGUAAAUAAUAACAGACACAAGCUGAUGCUGUUUUCUCAGAAUUUAAAAAAAAAAAAAAGAAGAAGAAAAAAAAAGAUAAGAACAUUUUGUUCAUUAGUCUGUGGAGUUUCUGUGUCUUAAUAUUUCCAUCUGCAGGGAGCGGAGAAGAAGUCUGAGAUUUAAAGGUUGAGUCUGACAUUUUGGGAAAUGUGCUUUUUCUCACCCAAAAUUACAAAAGGUCUGAUACUGAACUAUUAGCUCAACACACAGACUGGAAACCAGAAGAAACUCAUUUUCUCUUCUGUACAGAACAUAUUAGCCAUUCAUUAUUAAGCUUUACAGAUAAGAGCAGUCAGAGGGUUUUAGCCUUGUUCAUAUGUUCUACUGUGUUCACCAAGGACUGUCUGAUUGAGAUAUUGUAAGGAUAACUUGUCAGACUCUCAGUUGGGAACCUGGUUUAUUUAACACAUAAUCGGGUGUUUGAGUGUGCAGUCGAGUCCGUGCUGUGUGUGCACUUUCAUCCUGUGCUCUCCGUUUCACCAUCUGUGUGGGUGCAUCUCUGCUCUGCUGGAUAAACGGACACAUGGAGGGGAGCAGAGGAAAGGGGAGACAGGUGAAGUGACGGUAUCGUUACCUGAGUCGAGGACGGCCCGGCGCUCCCGUGGCAGCGAGGACCGUGCCGUUUCUCCAUCCACGUAACAAAUAAUUUAAGGCUGCCGUGGCAAGGCGUGACACACUUAUUUUCCGGAAUCAUUUCUUUUCUAAAUGUAUUAUUGAUGAUGAGAAAAGCAGUUUGGCUGUUUCCAGUCUCUGUGCUCUAAGGCGACGUCAUAUUUAGCAGCAAAUAUGCCGACGUGGUAUUUUCCCUCCCCCCUAAAGAUGUCAGACUUUCCCUUUGAACGUUAUCGCUGUGCAUUUAGUUUGACCAUCACAGUUGUGUCCCAGCGUGCCGACCCGCUCGACACAGAUGCCGUGUCGUAACGAGCUUCACGCGCACAACGUAGAAAUAACUGAAACUUUUGAAGCUUGUGUGUAUUUGUCUGGUGCCCUCACCCAUGUAGGAGAAAAUAAUGCUUUAAGAGGUCCUAGUUUCAUCAUAUUUGCUGUUCUAACAUGUUAAUGACUAGUUCACAAAUGAAACAGACCCGCAGAUGAAUAGAGCUUAUUUUACAGAAGGUUCUAGGUUAUACAGAGAAUAUAUUUUUAUGUUCUAGCCUUUAAUGCAGUAGAGAGAAUUAAGAGAACUGUUUUUAUUUUUGUCAUCAUGCUGCAUUUUUCCUAUCGGUAUUGUAUUGAUUUGAAGACUGACAAAAAGAAGCAAUCUUUGUGUUGUGUGUGCAUUAUGAUGCUCAAAUGCAACAGUGUGUGGAAUUCACCCUGAAGACGACGUAUUGAGAGCCUGGUGUCUCCUGUACAUACUCUGACCUUUGUAUAUAUUUCUGGUUGUGAUCACCUUUGCCUUUUUUCAUUUUGAUUUCAUUUUGCAGGCGUUGCUAUCUGCACUGUGCUUGAAUCUGAGAUUUAGACAGGAUGUACAGCUUAUGAUCUUCAAUGAAAAUGAAUUAAUGAUAAAAAUAAGAAUGGUUAAAAA